Nymphaea colorata (pocket water lily) is the source of this 764-nucleotide messenger RNA. Its product is annotated as 60S ribosomal protein L24. Gene Ontology annotation, molecular function: structural constituent of ribosome; mRNA binding. The transcript is spliced from 5 exons. NCBI's taxonomy places the organism in Eukaryota, Viridiplantae, Streptophyta, Magnoliopsida, Nymphaeales, Nymphaeaceae. Gene Ontology annotation, cellular component: cytosolic large ribosomal subunit. The record is from RefSeq and is a predicted model, not a curated record. The coding region runs from base 137 to 631 and encodes 164 amino acids. Gene Ontology annotation, biological process: cytoplasmic translation.
AAACGUCCAUCGGCCUUGGCUUUUCUACUAGGGUUAGGGUUGGAGUGGCUGCCUCUGGUCGUAAUCCUUUUCCUCUUCCCCAUUUCCGCGGCUCUUUGCACAAAGUGAGAGAGGAAGAGAGGCACAGAGAGCGGCCAUGGUUCUCAAGACUGAGCUGUGUCGGUUCAGUGGUGCCAAGAUAUAUCCGGGCAAGGGUAUCCGAUUUAUACGUUCUGAUUCGCAGGUUUUCCUUUUUGCCAAUUCAAAAUGCAAGAGGUACUUCCACAACCGUCUGAAACCAUCAAAGCUUACCUGGACUGCUAUGUACAGGAAACAACAUAAGAAGGACAUGCACGCAGAGGCUGUUAAAAAGAGGAGACGUACCACCAAAAAGUCGUACUCUCGAUCAAUUGUAGGUGCCACCCUUGAAGUCAUUCAAAAGAAAAGAACUGAGAAAGCUGAAGUUCGAGAUGCUGCCAGAGAAGCCGCUCUCCGCGAGAUAAAGGAGAGGAUUAAGAAAACUAAGGAUGAGAAGAAGGCAAAGAAAGCGGAGGUGAUGGCCAAGACACAGAAGUCGCAGCCGAAGGGUGGCGUACCCAAGGGUGCUGUACCUAAAGGCCCAAAACUCGGUGGUGGUGGUGGGAAGCGCUGAGGCGAUUACAUGACUGUAGUGAUGCGUCAUCUGGAUUUUGGUAUAAAAGAGAAAAGAAUGUAGUAGAUGCUUUUGGUAGAAUCCAAGCACACUUUGUUUAAAACUUUAAACCUAACGGAAUGUUCUUUUUUUC